GACUUUCCCUUUGCAGUUAAACCUAAAUAUUUCCCUCUCCCAAUCCUAGUUCACUCCAACCCUCGCCAAAAUUCAUUUCCCAUUUCUCUCCUUUCUCUUAUCCUUUCCCUUUCUCCGUCCUGCUAUUCGCUCACUGUGUUCUCUAAAAUCAAGAGGCUAAAUCCAAACAUUACCGAUUUAGCAAUGGAAAAGUUGGAGGUUGUUGAGGAGAAAGAUUGAAAUUGAAGCAACUAGGAUUCAUAAGGAUGGCGGCGAUUCAAGCGCUGGUGUGCAUGUCAAAUCUAUACAAGUACAUGAAGCAGAACUCAAGGCCUUUGAGAUUGACUAUCAGUACUGUUGACGGUGCUAUCGCCAUCAUCGUCAAUCCGAUUUACGAGAAACUCAAAAUAGUUCCCGAUCAUCUCCUCGUUUUCCUUGAUGACAAGGUGUGAAUUUCUUUCUUUCCCUGUUCGGAUCAGAAGUUUUUGGAAUUUAAGCAUAAUUAUUAAUUUCUUGGCCAGGAAAUGUUUUACUUUGUUUGUUCAGUUUUUAGCUUUUUCUCUCUAGCUCCCAAACAUAAAUUUAGUAUGAUUCUGCAUUUUGCUUGUCAAUGAUUUAGUAUAUCUACUCAUGGUUUUUUCUUUUUCUUGUUUUUCAUGAUAGGUUUUGGUGGAUCUUUGGAUUUGGAGGCGAUGCUUGACUUCGUUGACUCUAGUCAUGACUUGAUUGUUGCAGCAGAUGCAUCGGCAUUUGAUUUGAUCAGAAACAUUACUGCCAAAUGUAGAGCCAAUUUCAAUGAGGUCAAUUUUGUUUUGCAGGAAUUUGUUUCCUUUUAUUAAUUUUGCUGGAUUUCUUCUUUGACGCAUAUUUGUUAUUACAUUGUAUAGUAUCCAAUGGCUAUGGUUAUUGAUCACAAAAGUUAUGCCAUUCACACAUUGAUACUGACCAGACACUAAUUUUCAGUGAUAAUUUCAUUCAAUCUGAUGUGAUUUUAGGAAAAAGUAAAAUCAAGGUAACCUUUUUCUUGAUAUGUACAUUUGCAUUGUACUUCAAAAAUAGAUUACAUUGAUAUUU
Rubroshorea leprosula is the source of this 1053-nucleotide messenger RNA. NCBI's taxonomy places the organism in Eukaryota, Viridiplantae, Streptophyta, Magnoliopsida, Malvales, Dipterocarpaceae. The record is from the annotation of a GenBank genome assembly.